Orbilia oligospora ATCC 24927 is the source of this 510-nucleotide messenger RNA. RefSeq lists its product as uncharacterized. The coding region runs from base 1 to 510 and encodes 169 amino acids. Lineage: Eukaryota; Fungi; Ascomycota; Orbiliomycetes; Orbiliales; Orbiliaceae. The transcript has 2 exons. The record is from RefSeq and is a predicted model, not a curated record.
AUGCAUGAUCAUAAUGCUCACAAGCUCCUCGCCCAGAUUCCCCUCACUGUUUCGCCGUUCGCAGGCCUCCCAACUUCCAUAACCCUCCCAUACGACUACGUCUCUCUUCCAGCUUCUCUACCCCCUCCGUCAUCCAAUCAAAUCGUAUCACCUUCAGGCCAAUCCAGCAUAUCUCCCGACCAACUGAUCGUCGACUGUGGAAAUCUAGCGGCGCACUUGACCAACGAAGCCAAGACCGCAAGAGAGGAGAUUGAGAAAUGGGUUAAAAGCAUCGAAGAACGAGAGCUAAUGGAAAAAAGGAGAGUGGCGCCGGGUUGGCUAGAUACAGGGGUUAUGAUGUUGGAACCGACAAAAAAGGCUGGCACGCCGGUUACUGGUGGGGCUGCUGGUACACCCUUAUCGAUGCCAGAGCCUAAGGUUCUCGGAGUUCCUGUAUCGGAUGGAUAUACGAGACAAGCUGCGAGCCCUGGCGAAGAGCUUGACAGAGCUUUUGGUGGGCUUGGAGUUUGA